AUGUUGUGCGAGCAAAUCAAAGUUGAAAAUGCAACGACACUAGCCCCCUCGCAACGACAGCAAGCACUCGAUGAUCAUCGCCAGGACGGUCGAUCAGCAGUGCACUCACCCAGUACCGCGACCAGUUCGACGCUUGGGAACAGCUCCCCAAUCCGCCCGUCUCGGUCAUCAGAGCUAGCCUCCUCAUUGGCCAGGGCCUCGUUCAAACUUAACGCCACUCAGUUCCACGCUCUCUCCGGUGACUUCAACAAGCUCAGCUCGUUCAUCACUCAGAAUCAUCUCAAUCAACACCAUCCAACUACUACAGGGGAUGAAAUCGUCCAAGUGGAGGACGGAAUGAGUUGUGGGAUGGCUGAGAUCUCAGAGCUACAUGACUGGGUGGAUGGACUAUUGACGCCAGCGCUAGCGGAGGUGAAGUUCAGCUACCGAACGACAAACGAGCUAACCGCUGCCUGGGCUGCCGCCGCUAGUCUCUCACUCGCCUCCUUCGCUCGUGGAAUCGCUAUCUUUUGCUCUAUCUCUGGCUGCAUUCAGCGCUCUUGUCUCUGA
This is a messenger RNA of Puccinia graminis f. sp. tritici CRL 75-36-700-3, 549 nucleotides long. RefSeq lists its product as uncharacterized. The transcript has 3 exons. The record is from RefSeq and is a predicted model, not a curated record. Bases 1 to 549 code for a protein of 182 amino acids. Lineage: Eukaryota; Fungi; Basidiomycota; Pucciniomycetes; Pucciniales; Pucciniaceae.